This is a messenger RNA of Cucurbita pepo subsp. pepo (vegetable marrow), 1316 nucleotides long. RefSeq names its product putative RING-H2 finger protein ATL21A. The record is from RefSeq and is a predicted model, not a curated record. Gene Ontology annotation, molecular function: polysaccharide binding. Lineage: Eukaryota; Viridiplantae; Streptophyta; Magnoliopsida; Cucurbitales; Cucurbitaceae.
UCCUGAACGGAGCUCUCAAAUGGCUGCCGCAAAAAUCUCCGUCGCAGUCGCCGUCACCGUCCUUUUAGCUGUUUUCUUCUUUAACCGAGCCGAAUCGCAGUUUCUCUGCAAGCAAUCCUCCUGCCGUGGAGAUUUCUCGGUGGCUGUUCGAUUCCCGUUCCGACUGAAGAACACGCAGGAUUUUCGUUGUGGAUUCAAGCCGGAUUUUGACCUGUACUGCAACAAUCGGAGGCAGACGAUUUUGAAUCUCCCGGACGCCGGCGACGUCGUGGUGUUGUUCAUCGAUUACAAAUCUCAGAGUUUGUGGAUCAACGAUCCGGAUCAAUGCUUUCCGAGACGACUCCUAAUCGACUCUUUCGAUCUAAAAACCUCGCCGUUCACUUCCUACUACCGAUCCGAACCCUACACCGUCCUCAAUUGUUCGUAUCCCGUUGAAACGCUGCCGUUUGAUCGCGUACGGAAGAUCAAAUGUAUGAGCGGCGGAAACUACUCUGUUAUCACCGUGCCGAACAGAGACCUAGAUAUGGUUAACGCUUUCCUGCCGUCGCAGUGUAACGUUAUUGCGACAAGGAAGCUUCCAUCGACAAGGAUGGAACUCGAAGACGGAAUGGUAGUGAAGUGGAGCAAUCCGAACUGCGGAAAUUGCGAGGCGCGCGGUGGAGAUUGUGGAUUCAAAAGCAAUUCGAGUGCUGCAAUCCAGUGUUUCAAUCUUCCGAAGAGCGGGAUUCCAAGGGGUGCGAAAUACGGGUUGAUCAUCGGCGUGGGGAUCCCGGGCCUCCUUUUUAUAAUUGGGCUGGGCUGUUAUGUCUGCGGCAAAUUCAAGGCCUUCACUCGGCCCAAUCGUCCAACAACAAACCUCUCCCUCUCAAUGGGCCACCAACCCACUUCCGCCGUAGCAGGCCUCGACAAGCCGACCAUCGAAUCCUUCCCCAAGACACAAUUGGGCGAGAGCCGACGACUGCCAAAGCCCAACGACACCACCUGCGCAAUUUGCCUGUCGGAGUAUCAGCCGAAGGAAACCAUCAGAACCAUACCAGACUGUCGUCACUUUUUCCAUUCUAAUUGCAUCGAUGAGUGGCUUAAAUUAAAUGCCACGUGUCCAGUAUGCCGGAACUCGCCCGAGGAUUCCUCCGCUGCCUCUACCCCUUCUCGGACGGUGUCCAUGUCGGUGUCCAUGUCACCAAGAUCGGUGGCAUCGUUGCCACGUCAUGAGUAAUGAAGUUUUAAGUAUGGUUGUUCAAUUGUUUUGCAUUUUGUGUAUAUGUAGAUCAACUUUCAUGCUUUCAAUCCUAGCAUAAUUUUGAUGUGUGGUUGAA